Messenger RNA from Aplysia californica (California sea hare), 2125 nucleotides. RefSeq lists its product as uncharacterized. Gene Ontology annotation, molecular function: sequence-specific DNA binding; DNA-binding transcription factor activity; zinc ion binding. Gene Ontology annotation, biological process: regulation of DNA-templated transcription. The record is from RefSeq and is a predicted model, not a curated record. NCBI's taxonomy places the organism in Eukaryota, Metazoa, Mollusca, Gastropoda, Aplysiida, Aplysiidae.
GGAUUCUUCCGACGUAGCCUUAUCCGCAAUGGGGGCUAUGAGUGUGUUGGAAACGGCGACUGUGACGUGGACAAAAACAGGCGGAACAGUUGCCCCAAGUGUAGAUAUCUCAAAUGUGUCGCUGCUGGGAUGUCCAAGGACGCCAUCAAGACAGGCCGUUAUACACACAAGAAAAGAACCCAGGACACAAUGGAAGUCCGAAAGCUUCAGCAAUUGAGUCUUCUGGACACAGGAACCCCUGGGAACAAUGGUAGCGAGAGUAGCGAGACAUUGUCUACUUAUCCGGCGACGUGCGCUUUGGAUAUUUCAAACAAAACGACGUCCUCUGAAUCAGGAAAUUCUGUCACGGAUGGGCAAUCAUGUCUUGGCUCAAACCCGACUUCGUCUCCAACUAAGACAAUCCUAUUACCAUCAGUGUCAUUGUCACCGCAUCAUGAUACGUCGUCGGAACGAUCACCACCUUCGUCUUCCUCAACACAAGCGGGGUUAUCAGAGUCUCAGUGGUCAACCUCAUCACAGUCAUGGGACACAGCAGCGGGCGCAGCCAACAGCCCUGAACUCGCGUCUCUUUUGGCGGGAGAUGGCAACACGUCGUCAGUGGACGUGAAGAACACACAAGCUACAAAGACAGUUCCGCAAAAACAACGAGUAGCCCCAAAGGUUGCCGGACCUCUACCUCCAUGCAAGGUGUGCGGGGAGCCAGGGGCAGGCUUCCACUAUGGUGUCAACACUUGUGAGGCAUGCAAGGGUUUCUUCCGCCGCAGUUUACUACGCAAUGGUGACUACGACUGCCCUGGGAAUGGCGACUGUGAUAUUGAGACGAACCGGCGGAAAAGUUGCCCCAAGUGCCGAUACUUGAAAUGUCUUUCUGCCGGCAUGUCUAAAGGAGCUAUCAAGACCGGACGCUACACGCUGGACAAGAGGACACAGGACACGCUGGAGAUAAAGAGACUUAAGGAAGCUGCUGACAAUGGCGUCGGUAUAGAAAGGAGGCAGUCAGAGGAAACGUCAGACAAUUCGUGUGCUGCCUUAGACCUUUCAAUAUUUCACAACCCGUCCUCAUCUUCAACACAGAGUACCUCGUCAACAGAACAUGAUUCACCGACGUUUUCCCGACAUAUUUCUUCUACAGAUGCACAAACAACUUUCGGCUCAGAUGUAGGUAGCAGUCAUUUUGAGAACAUGUUGAACGCCUCUUCGAGUGCUUCUUGUGGAAGGAAGCAGGUUACACAUGGAGAGAUAAGUUCGAAGUCUAUAGAUUUCCAUUCGCCAGAAUCCUUUUUUGUGCUGUCACCCUUUUCCGUGAACGAUAAUCACAAACUCAGUACGAGCGGGGGCUUUGGUGAGGCUUCAAGAAACACUUCUAAACUGUAUAGUGGAAAUACUAUAAACAGCGUUUCCUCAAGAUCCCCAAGCAUGAACAAUUUUCGGAACUCUUUCAAUGUUCAUGGAAAAGUGUCUUUCCAUCAUACGGAAAGCACGUUUUCAAAAUUCCAAAGCAUAAACAAUUUCAAUGACCAUUACAGGGGUCAUGAAAAAGAUUCAUUUAACGACGAUGUUCAUGAUGUGCCUCAAAAGCACUCGAGAUUCAAUGGGCUUGAUGACGAGCACAUGUUUUGUGAAACAUCUCAUAUGAACAACGGAGGUAAAGGGCCGUCGGAUUCCCGAGACCAAUUGUUCACAUUCUCUCAUCAGUCCUUGGAAUCUUCCCAAUCUUCGAUGUCUUCUUCGUGUUCUCUGGACUCCAUCUCUCUGGAAGGACCACAGUGGUUGGACUAUGAGGAGGGCGAGCUGGAUGAGCUGAUAAAUUACCUGGUGGCUGGGCACAGACGGAUCAUUAUUGAUUGUAAUGGCCUGUCAGAUGAAUAUUUGGAGGAGAAAUUCAAGGAAUGCGCGGAGCGCUGUGUCUUGCAAGAGGAAAUUUUUGGUCCCCGUGGGCAACUGUCGAGAAGCGAGGCCAUGGAGUUCUACAAGGCCACAGGUCUCGACGUCGAUGGGUUCCUGAGGGAGAGUGAUGAAUGCGGCGCUCAGAUGGAAGAACAUACUCGCCAGACGGUUGUGUUCAUGAAACUUAUUCCUGGCUUCAAGGCUCUAGGCAUCUCAGAUCAGACAAACUUGGUGAAAG